Lottia gigantea (owl limpet) is the source of this 1758-nucleotide messenger RNA. RefSeq lists its product as hypothetical. Gene Ontology annotation, biological process: developmental process; chaperone-mediated protein complex assembly; intracellular transport. The record is from RefSeq and is a predicted model, not a curated record. NCBI's taxonomy places the organism in Eukaryota, Metazoa, Mollusca, Gastropoda, Lottiidae. The transcript is spliced from 4 exons. The coding region runs from base 1 to 1758 and encodes 585 amino acids. Gene Ontology annotation, molecular function: ATP binding. Gene Ontology annotation, cellular component: cytoplasm; nucleus; kinociliary basal body.
AUGGGUUCGAUAGAAGCGGCCAAAAACCAGUCAAAUUUACAAGUAGACACACUGGAUGACCCAGAAGUCAAAGCAAGCCUUGCUACUCUCCGGCAAAUAGUCUCAUCAUGUAUGGGUCCUCAUGGAAAAAUCAAAAUUAUUCAAAACGCGUCUGGUGGGCCAAUAACGCGAACCACAACCUCUUCGCGUCUGUUCAACUCUAUUUCGCUGUCUAAACCUGUUUUAAAACUGGUAGUCAACUCUGUCAAGUCUCAUGUAGAUCAGUUUCAAGAUGGUGGCUUGAUGGCGUGUUUGUUUUGUUUGUUGUUGGUGGAGUCGUCAGUUGAGUCGGAUAUCAAUAGAUCAAUUUUAGCCGAUCUCUUCCAAGUCUUUUACGAAAUUAUUGAUGACUAUUUGAGUUCUGAAGAAUGUGCUUGCAAAUACGAAAUGGAUUUCUCAAAUCUGGACGCAAUGAUGGCAUUUGUUCAAAACAUGUACGAUUCAAAACCGUUUUGUGGUCUCUAUGGUUACCAGCUUGAGGAAUUUUCCCGCCUAAUUCUUCAAACAUUUCUGCAGUGUAUUCCUGAUAUGGCGAGUUCAAAGGCCAGUUUUUAUACAACCAGAAUUUAUCUUCUGUGUGUGAAACACGAGGAUAUGAACUUCUCCCAGAAUUUGAGUGGAUUAGUUUUAGAAUAUCCAGAGUUAUCUUCCCUGAAUGAGAAAAAGCUGAGUGUCAAACGGAGCCUGGAUUCGGUAGAUUGUGAUCGAAUCAAAGUAGCGUUAAUAAAUUGCUCAAUGUCAGGUGAUGUGGAAUCAGAACUGAAUGCAAAUUGUGAGGUUGCAACUGGAAUGGAUCCUGAUUUAUUUUUUACUGAGAAAAUUCUCUCAUUCUGCUAUCAGCUGGUUACUAAGGAAGUAGGUUUAGUUUUAUGUCAGAAAGUGAUGCAUCCCAGAGUGAAGGACUAUUUAAGAAGUAAAGGUGUGUUAUUUAUAGAUCGACUGGGAGCAAUGCCCAUUCCGUAUGUUCAAGAUGUCACAGGUGCCUCACCAAUUGGCCUUUUAACAGACGGGCCGUCAGAUGGGAUGUUUGGUUGGUUAGAUCAGGUUGAACAUCUAGUGAUUAAUAAUCAGAGUUAUCUCCACCUACAGGAAGUUGAUAGUUGUAUAAUAACGUUGGUACUCGCUACACCCGAAGAUGACAAACUUGAUGAAUUAAAGACUACAACAUUAGGUGUAUUACGUAAUUUAGAAAGAUUAAUAAUUCAACCUGAAGUAUUGUUUGGUGGAGGUUGCUGGAAUACACAUAUAGCCGCCUAUCUUAGACAUCAUGUACAAGAAAAUAUGGAGUCAAUUGCAGAGUCACAUGACUGUAUGGAAUCCAUGGUAACCACUGCAGCAGACAUGUUUGCUAAAUGUUUAGAGAAGAUCGCUAUGGUAACCAGUCCAGAGGGCAUGGAUCACCUUAUUGACCUUACUAACUACCAUGUCUGGAGAGUUCCGAAAGGGGAGAUAAAAGAUACAUCGUCUAUAGUCAAAUCAUCAAGUAUUAAAUGUGGUUGCAAUGUUUUCGAUAGCACAACAGUUAGUGAUUUUAGGUUUGAAAGAGAAAAAGUUGCUGCUAAGGUUUCCAAAUUUGAUCCUACAAGGUUAAAUGCUGAUGGUAUUAGUUGUUAUAUUGUAUCUGAUAGUUUGGCUGUUGUCAAUAAUGCGUUAAGAAUUGCUAUUAAUACUGCUAGUUCUAUUAUUACCAUGGGUCAGUUUAUACAUGACACUAAUUAA